AUGAACUGGCGCACCUUCCACGGCCACGGCGUAAACCUCGGCGGCUGGCUCGAACAAGAAUCAACAAUCGACACAAACUGGUGGAGCACCUACUCUGGUGGUGCAACCGACGAAUGGGGCCUCUGCGCCCACCUGGGCCCAAAGUGCGGUCCCGUCCUCGAACACCGCUACGAAACAUUCAUCACGACGCGGGACAUCGACACCCUCGCCGCCUCCGGGGUAACCGUCCUCCGAAUCCCAACGACGUAUGCCGCCUGGGUGCGCGUGCCCGGAUCGCAGCUGUACUCGGGAAACCAGAAAGAACAUGUCCGCCGCAUUGCCACGUAUGCCAUCGAAAAAUAUGACAUGCACAUCCUCCUCGAUAUCCACUCUCUGCCUGGCGGUACAAACGGUCUUGAUAUCGGCGAAGCAACCGGUCAUUGGGGCUGGUACAAUAAUGACACAGCUAUGAAGUACUCGCUUGAUGCUGUGGAUGCCGUGUUAAACUUUAUCCAGUUCUCUUCGGGUCAUCCGCAGGCCUACACGCUCGAGCCGAUUAACGAGCCAGUGGAUAAUAGGAACUUCUCGACGUUUGGAACUCCUGCGGCGCUCUCAGAGGCUGGGGCUAGUUGGCUGUUGAAGUAUAUUCAUGCUGUUAUUGACCGGACGCAGAAGGUCAACCCUCGUAUCCCUGUUAUGUUUCAGGGGAGUUUCAAGCCUGAGACGUACUGGAGCCCACAUUUUGAUGCUCGCACGAACCUAGUUUUUGAUUUACAUCAUUAUUAUUUCCAGUAUGAUAACUCUACUUCGGCGAAUUUGCCGGACUUUCUUUGUAAUGAUGCAAAGGAAAGCGCUGGUGAUGGGAAGUUUCCUACCUUUGUGGGAGAAUGGGCGAUUGAAGCUUCCAAGGACAAUGACCUUGGGCUGCGAGGACGGAAUAUUCAGGCUGGAAUUUCGGCAUUUGGGCAGUUUACCAGGGGCAGUUCGUAUUGGACUGCGAAGUUUUCAAGUAAUGCUACCACCGAGGGACAGGGCGGGAAGGCGGAUUAUUGGAAUUAUGAGGAGUUGAUUCAGAUGGUGGAUGGGCAGGUUGAGUUGCCGAAUUAUUGUUAA
Messenger RNA from Penicillium samsonianum, 1092 nucleotides. RefSeq lists its product as uncharacterized. Gene Ontology annotation, molecular function: glucan exo-1,3-beta-glucosidase activity. The transcript has a single exon. Gene Ontology annotation, cellular component: extracellular region; cell surface. The coding region runs from base 1 to 1092 and encodes 363 amino acids. The record is from RefSeq and is a predicted model, not a curated record. NCBI's taxonomy places the organism in Eukaryota, Fungi, Ascomycota, Eurotiomycetes, Eurotiales, Aspergillaceae. Gene Ontology annotation, biological process: glucan catabolic process.